Podarcis muralis (Common wall lizard) is the source of this 637-nucleotide messenger RNA. RefSeq names its product NADH dehydrogenase [ubiquinone] 1 alpha subcomplex subunit 7-like. NCBI's taxonomy places the organism in Eukaryota, Metazoa, Chordata, Lepidosauria, Squamata, Lacertidae. The record is from RefSeq and is a predicted model, not a curated record. Gene Ontology annotation, cellular component: respiratory chain complex I; mitochondrial inner membrane. Gene Ontology annotation, biological process: ATP synthesis coupled electron transport; mitochondrial electron transport, NADH to ubiquinone.
AUGGCCGCAGCUGGCCCCAACAGAGGCCCUGUGGUAGAGGUGGAGGCCCCAGCCCAGUGGCCACCACAGGGCCAGAGAGCCAGAGCCUUUAAAAAGGCUCUUUGUGGGUCAGAGAGGGCGCUUAAGGUGCCCGCUGAGUCACCAAGUCCACAGGCAUCCGCACCUGUGGUUUCUAUGGGCCCCCGUGUCGCCGGCACGCGAGAUCUCCAAGCGAAACUUCAGCUUCGUUACACAGAGAUUGCCAAGAGGACUCAGCCACCUCCACGCCUCCCUGUCGGCCCCAGCCAUAAAUUUGCAAACAAUUACUACUGCACCCGUGACGGACGCCGGGAGACUUUCCCUCCCAUUGUCCUUGUAUCAGCUCAGAAAAGGUUGGCUCCAGGGCAGCAGCAUGCCAGCUCAGAAUCUUCUAUUGCACCAAUGGAGAGAAAGCCAGUGAAACCUGGCCCUGCGCCACGGAAAUGGGAACUUUCGAAAGAUGAGCCCUAUUUGUGAGCUGCCAGGCAGAUGGGGAGGAGAGCAGGCCAUGGUGCAAAGCUCCGUGGAAAUAUUUUCGUGUGUGGACAUUAUUUCUGACCAUUCACAUUGUUCUGAUUGGUACCUGACUGAUUAAACUCAAUCUCUAACGUCAUCUGAA